ACCGCCCUCAUCCCACUCCCACCAAGCUGGCUCCGCCCCUCAGGCUUCCCUUGGUAAAUAAGGAGGGCGCGUGCGCGCGUGCGCAGGCGCAGUCCGUUAGCGCCCCGAGCCGCGCACUCACGGUAACGGUAAGAUGGUGUCUUUGGUACCUUUUGUGGUUCCCAUCGUGGGUGACAAAACCUUGCUGGUGUGGGAGCUGAGCUCUGGACCCACGGCCGAGGCCUUGCAACAUUCUCUGUUCACAGUCUUCUCCCAGUUUGGCCUUCAGUAUUCGGUCCGAGUCUUCCCAAAUGCAGCAGUGGCCGGUCCUGGGUUCUAUGCCAUCAUCAAAGUUUAUUCAGCAAGGGAUGCCCACAGAGCCCAAAAGGCAUGCGACCAGAAGCAGCUUUUUCAGACAUCUCCAGUGAAGAUACAUCAGAAAUAUAUCUACACGUGGAACUGCUCCUAUAGAACACCCACGCUGGCAGAAGACCUCAGACCUCCCAAAAGGCAAGAUACUCCCCACGUACCUGGGUAGGGCAAAAGAAAAAAGAAAUAACAGAGACGAAAGAAUAGGGACGGGAGCUGCAUC
Balaenoptera acutorostrata (minke whale) is the source of this 571-nucleotide messenger RNA. RefSeq names its product RAD52 motif-containing protein 1-like. Gene Ontology annotation, cellular component: nucleolus. NCBI's taxonomy places the organism in Eukaryota, Metazoa, Chordata, Mammalia, Artiodactyla, Balaenopteridae. The record is from RefSeq and is a predicted model, not a curated record. Gene Ontology annotation, molecular function: RNA binding. The transcript is spliced from 3 exons. The coding region runs from base 134 to 517 and encodes 127 amino acids.